Chaetomium fimeti is the source of this 1258-nucleotide messenger RNA. RefSeq names its product SMAD/FHA domain-containing protein. NCBI's taxonomy places the organism in Eukaryota, Fungi, Ascomycota, Sordariomycetes, Sordariales, Chaetomiaceae. Gene Ontology annotation, molecular function: protein binding; mRNA binding. Bases 88 to 1071 code for a protein of 327 amino acids. The record is from RefSeq and is a predicted model, not a curated record. Gene Ontology annotation, biological process: maintenance of RNA location; mRNA splicing, via spliceosome. The transcript has a single exon. Gene Ontology annotation, cellular component: nucleus.
UUGCACACCGGCCAUCCCGAUAAUUCAGAUACCAAAAAAGCAAACCCAAAAAAGAGAGCUCACGGCGGGCUCCAAAUCCCUCUCAACAUGAACGAUGGGAUUGCAGAACGCGGUGAUCAAAAGUCGAGUCGCUGGAAAUCUGAAGAUGGGCUCGAAAAUACAAGGGACAAACGGAACGAUAGGUACCGGGAUAACGGCACCGGGAGACGCAGCAAUCGGUCCCGAUCUCGGGAACGGGGUGACCGACGCCGUUCAAGAACACCAGAUUCGAAAGACCGCCGGUCUCGCUCAAGGGAUCGAGAGAGAAGGAGAGAAAGAGACCGCGAUCGCGACCGCGGUAGCCGUAGGCAGAGGAGCGGGGAGCGAGAUGACAAGAGGCGGAAUCGGGGAGGUGGCGAGGGUAGGAGCGGCCGUCGAAGCCGGCGAAGCCCAGAUGGCAGGCCCCCGCGACGGGAAACUCGACUUGAAGGAGGGGAUCACACCAGGCCCGGCAAUGGACAGAGUCUCGUCAAACGUUCUGGCCCACUGCCUUCCCAGGAUGACUCCUUUGCUGUCAGCAAGGGCGAAGAACCAGAGAAGCCGGUGGAAAAACCUAACUUUGGGAACUCCGGUGUGCUCGCGGCAGCCUCCAACUCUGUGACGCAAGCUGACGGCACUACCAUCACGCUGAAGUACCACGAGCCACCGGAGGCGAGGAAGCCACCUCCGCGCGAUUCCUGGAAGUUGUUCAUUUUCAAGGGGCAAGACAUUGUUGACACAAUCGAGCUCGGCACCCGGAGUUGCUGGCUGGUUGGCAGAGACGUCACUAUCGUCGACCUCCCCGCCGAGCACCCGAGCCUCAGCAAACAGCACGCCGUCAUCCAGUUCCGGUACACGGAGAAACGCAAUGAGUUUGGCGACAAAAUUGGGCGGGUAAAACCGUACCUAAUCGACCUGGAGAGCGCAAACGGCACGAUGCUCAAUGGCGAAAAGGUUCCCGAAAGCCGAUACCUAGAACUGCGAAACAAGGACAUGGUUCAGUUUGGUUCAAGUACAAGAGAGUAUGUCCUCAUGCUUGCCCCCAAGGAAUGAGGGGGUGAUCAAAAACACACCACACGGUAUUUUCCCUAUCCGGGGAAGAACCCGCAACAACCAAGAUCCUGAUGUCUUGACGUCGGCACUCUGCUCCGCAUACCAUCACCUAUCACGGCUUCACGGGGCUUUUGCCACCGGCCUUUCCAACAGCUAUGCCGAUGCAGGCCGUAUGGUACCACACCGC